This is a messenger RNA of Aureobasidium namibiae CBS 147.97, 1467 nucleotides long. RefSeq lists its product as uncharacterized. The record is from RefSeq and is a predicted model, not a curated record. The transcript has 2 exons. Lineage: Eukaryota; Fungi; Ascomycota; Dothideomycetes; Dothideales; Saccotheciaceae. Bases 1 to 1467 code for a protein of 488 amino acids.
AUGACUACAAGCACAUCAAGAACGCCGGAGCCUCUCUGGAUUUUCGAGAAAGCGAUCCUUGCGCAUGCGCCUGAGUUCGACGUGGCAUGCGUCGCUCGACUGCGUAUAGCUCAUGACCACAACGACGAUCAGGGAUCCAUAUCGGUCAAAAUUAACGCGGCUCUCGACUGUGGGAAGCAGACUCUCAUGCUCAAUAUCUGUCCUGAAAAAGUUGACACUUGUACUGUAGUCGCGAAAAGCAAUGACAAGCUCAUACCAGAUCGUAUGUUCUCUAUGGUUCCUGUAUCCGUGACCAACUCAGCUGCGGUUUCAACGCUCAUCUUAUGCCUCAAUGCUACAGGUGUCGUCCUCGUACCACCGUCACUUGAUGGCACAACUCUUAGAUCGGCCGUUUCAGAUGCAGCCAGUGCCAGUCUCGAUGCCUUUGCAAAGAUCUGCCAGAGCAAGACCAUUCAUCUCCACCUUGCUAAGCAACAAUUCAAAGAUGGUGAUCUACAUCAGUUGCGUACGUUUUCUGGCGCUCUGCGUGCUCGUAUGCUCAAAGCACAGCCUUUGGACUACAAACGUCUCAAUGCUGGACAAGGCGCGAUAGAGCAAGACUGGCGUGUCUUCAAUCGUUCAACAAGUCCUCCGCCUUAUUGCGGUCCUGCAUCUGUGCAGCAAAGUGUGCUCGGAAAACGAUCUCGAAGUGCCGACUCGCCUUCACCAGCAUCAGCUAUGCCAUGCUCUCCUCCACCACCUCCCUGGUCUCCCACAGAAACUAACACCCCGACCACUUGCUCUCCAUCGCCCGCACAUAUAACCCCUACUCAGUUUACGAAAGACACGAAACAAAGUUACAGGCAGCGUAUGAAGCUAUGUGAGCUGCAAAGGCAACUGACUGGUCUGCCUGACGACCUAGUACGUGAAGCCCUCGCGGAAUCAGGGCAUCAACACUUGCUCGCACCAGCAACGUCAGCCGAUCCCAAGACGCCAACACAAGGCUCAAAUCCGGUGGAUGAUUCAGAUGCCGAAGACACUGCUCUGACUGCCAGAGUCGACAAAAUCAUCGAACAACGUCUGGGCAAACUAACCAAAGACGCCUUCAAAACGCUAACCCACCAACGCCUCCACUCACUCGUAGAAACUCAACUCCCUAUUGCAGCCGAGCUCUUCCUCAACGGCGCAGUUGCCUCCCACCGCGAUGCAUUCUACGAAGACUGCAAAGCCAAUGAACUCGCCGUGCGCGAGCAAAUCGACGAAGGCAUCACUGAGAUACGUGACGUGAGUAAUGAAUGUACCAAGGAGUUGGAAGAGUUAGGCAAACAGUGUGUAGACAGUUUGGAGCAACAUAGUAGAGGUUUGGAUGCCUCGGCUGAGCAUGAGUUGGAGGAGAUGAAGAGGUGGUUUGGAGAGUUGGCGAAGGGGUUUUUUGAGAAAAAGGAUUUUGAGCUUAGACUCCCUCCGAAAAAGGCUGUACUCGCCUAG